AUGGUUUUGAAAUGACAACAGAUGAAUUUUUACAAAUGUAUUUUAUUUAUAAUUUAUAUUUAUUUAUCUAAAUUCAUUAUCGCUUUAGAGAGUGGUCUUAAAUUGUUGGGUACAGGUCUUGAGUCAGUGUCUCCUUGCGCUAUUGGAUUGCAGUUUUAUAUCGUGGUCAACAACACAUCGGAACAAGAUUACGAAGUACAGUUGUCACCUGAACAGUGCUGUUUGAAGUCUGAUUAUAAUUUGGAUUGUGACACAAUUAAUAUUGUAGGCAACUGUCUAGAGAAUAUUCCAAAAGGUACAAAAAAAAUAUUAAAGCUCGUCGCUCCAAUCUUAGGACCUUAUCAACGACGUGGAUUUUGCAUUAUAAAUUUUGAUACAAAAUUAACGAACGAACAGAAGCGUUUAGAAAGGCAAAUAAUUAAAAUUGAUUUUGAUACUUAUGUAGAGAAUAAGAAGCAGUCAAUGGAUCUACCUUAUAAUAUUAAGAAAUGUAACAAUAUCGAUGAAGAUCCUCUAAACAAUUGUAAUCCGGUGGAAUGCGAUAAUUAUUAUAAUGGAAGGAAACCGUAUUAUUCUAAAAGAACAAAACAAUGUAUACAAAGUCCUAUAUGUGUUUCCAAUUUCAUAUCGGAGUUACCAGAAGUAGUAUUAGAUCCAAUAUCAAACACAUGUGUUCGAGGUCGAUCUAUUUUAGAUGAAGAUAUUGAAUUUAUAAAAAGUUUAGAAAAACCGACUAAUUGCUCCACAGGAACGGGUGCGUUGACAAUAUCGGGUAAUGAUAAGAAUAAUUUAACAGAACAGAAUCUUAAAGUAACUGGAAACGCGUCCAAUGAUACUAGUUAUACGACAAAAUUCAGCAUCUGUGAAAAAAUUCAUAGCUACAUGGUAAAUAAUAAAUUAACAAUCAUAGUUUUAAUUACUGUCGUAUUUAUGCAAUGUUGUUUAAUAUGCGUUCUUAUAUUUUACGUAACAAGUAAAUGCGAAUGUUUUUCAAGGAGAAAACUUGUUAGUAAAUUGUAUAAUUUUACGACAGAUGUAUCUAUGACUACUCCUUUAAUUUUUAGUAAUACCGAUACUGAAACUACAGGAUAUAAAUAUGUAAGCGAUUCAUCUAAUAAUAUUGACAAGAAAAUAAAGAGUUACAAAUCCUGUCAGAAGGAUCGAAACGGAUUAAAAGUAAGUAUGUCCGACGACAUACUAUCGAAAUGUUUGACUAGAAGAGACUGGAUAGAUAACAAGUAUACUAAAUCCGAAGCAAUACCAGAAAUGCCUUUAAGAUUAAACGCAGAGACUUACAACGAAAUUGAACAAACUACAGAAUAUGAAGCUAAGAAAGAGGAAAGAAAUGAAAACGAUGAAAUGGUACCUCGUCCUUCAAGAAAAAUUAGCGAAGCUAAAGUUGUCUUUGAAGAUGAACGUUCUGACAAAAAUCAGAAUAAUAUGAAAAGCGAUAGAAUUAUUAAGAGCAUUGUUCAAAAAGUUGAUUAUCAAUGCGAUAAGUCAAGCAAAAAAAUUGACAAAAAAGGUAGCGAUUCUUCAGAAAAAGAAAUCAAAUGCCAUAGUUACGAUUGCUUAAAUACAAGUGACCCUAAAAUUUCUAAAAGGCAUGAUUUACAUUCUGCAGGAAAUAAAAGAAAGGGAGCAAUAUCGUUAUCAACGGAUAAAGGAGCACAAGCUUGCUUUUCAAACGAUUCUAUAGAUGAUUUUCUUUCAGAAAGAGGUAUGAUGUUUCUUGGUGGUGACGAUAUUUCAAAGUAUACAUUUUCUUAUACUUCCAAUCAACCUAAGCCUACAUCAUCAUCAGAGGUAUCGAGCAAGACAUCGAAAAAUAAUCUAGUUAAGAAUAUGUUGACAAUGUUGCAUAGACGUUCUAAACACGGUAUAUCAUCAGAUCCAGGAAUAUCGAUGACUGAUAACAUAGAUGUUGAAUUAUUACAUAUGUCACAUGCUUCUGUAUUCACUUCCAGUAACGAAUCUGAAUGUAUCAAAGAAUUGGCGAAACAGCACGACUCAAGAACUUCAUUGUAAUUUAAGUUUUAGGAUAUAUUUAGAGAUUUAGACUACCUUUUUAUUGUUAUAGGUGAAAUAAAGCAUUUUUAGAAUCAA
This is a messenger RNA of Papilio xuthus (Asian swallowtail), 2106 nucleotides long. RefSeq lists its product as uncharacterized. NCBI's taxonomy places the organism in Eukaryota, Metazoa, Arthropoda, Insecta, Lepidoptera, Papilionidae. The transcript has 2 exons. Bases 22 to 2028 code for a protein of 668 amino acids. The record is from RefSeq and is a predicted model, not a curated record.